AUUGAAACGACUUAUCCAAGUAUCCCUAAUGUCUGAACAAGAAAAGUUAAGUGCCAAAGCUAAUCAGAGCGAAAUGGAGCCUCGCAGGCUUAGUAUUAUUGAAGGACUUGAUAUGGUUAUAAGCCGAUUGAGGCAGAGCAAAGAUAGUGCAAAAGACCAGGAUUCCCCUGACGAGGUAGUAAAGAAGAAAUCAUCAGCCAGGAUCAAAUUGACAAAUUUUAGGAAGCAAUUUGCACUAUCUCCUGUACCUAAGAAGAAGGCUCCUCGGAAGUGUUCUGUUGAUGAUGAAUUUGGAUUUGAUUUUAAUGAUAUCCAACCUCGUAAGAAAGCUCUCAGCAUGAAAUUUGAAGAAAUUAUCCACAAUCAGAAGAAAAGAAACGCUAAUCGCAUGGAUCAUAUUUGAUUGUCAAAAAUAAAAGAAUCAGACACAGAAACUAAUGGUAAAGAAUCUUGCAAAAAUCCAAAGAUUAGCAUUAGCAGUGUUGAGCUUGAUACAGACAAAGGUGUUCAAAAUAAGCCAAACUUCUCAGAGCAAAGCCGUGACACUAUCAUGAGUUUGAGCAGAAAUAAAGCAGGUUCGAGAACUAAACCAUUGAGCAUAAUUUCUAAAUUUUACCCUGGAAAGAUAGCUAAACAACAAAAGAAAUCAGAGGAAGUUUCUCCUGAGACUCAAGGAGAGAAGGAGUCCUACAAAGCCAGCCAAAGUAUCACCCUUAAGAAUUCUCAAAACAGACAGAACAACUUCAAAGGAAACAAAAUUUUCAAAACGGAUAUUUCCAAAGAUCUUUUUAUAAAUAAAAGGAUAUCUCAGGGUGUAGAAAGCAACAAGAACACUUAUUUUUCAGAAAAAGCUAGAACAUUCUAUAAGAAUAAUUAUGCCAAUCUGAUAUCUAUCUGAGAAAAUAUCCGGGAGAAGAAGCUCAAUGAAAUUUCAGGCAAAGAAUUAGUUCAGUAUCUUUCAAUACCUGGAAUAAGCCGGAUCCAAAAACUUGUAAAGCAAAUGAAACAAGAAUUGAUCAGAAAUAGGCGUAUGAACACUAAUCUUAAAGGAGGUGAUCAAGACCAUGACCCUCUUACUCAAAGGAUCAAAAUUUUAGCCUACAAACUUAAGACUUCCCUUGAGAAAAAGAUUACUCAAUUAAAGUUACUUGCUAAGCAAAAGCAUAUUGGGAAGGAAUGAUGAAAUACCCUAUUUUUCGAUCAGAUGAGAUGACAAAAUGGAUAUAAUGAAGCUAAAAAUCUUAGUCUUUCGCUAACACUACAACCCCACAUAUUUAAGAGAUUAAGAAAUAACGCACCAGACAAAAAGCCUUCUCGUAAUAAACACAAACGUCGCUCGAUCGUCCAAUAUGGAGCAUCAAAAUCUAUAAAAUUCAGAAAAUUAGUACUUCCUGCAGUACAUUCUCCCAAAAGGAAAACACGAGGCCAUACAAGAGGUAAAUCAAGCAGAAACAUUUACGCCAAAAAGAAAUCAAUAGAUCCUCUCAUGAAUCACUCAUUCAUUUCCUAAUUUAUAAACUCAACCUUCUCAACA
Molecule: messenger RNA, 1534 nt
Organism: Moneuplotes crassus
Lineage: Eukaryota; Ciliophora; Spirotrichea; Euplotida; Euplotidae
Source: the annotation of a GenBank genome assembly